UGAAGAUCAACGCCUCAUCAAUUACAUACGAGCUCACGGCGAGGGGAAUUGGCGCUCUCUCCCUAAAUCUGCAGGAUUGCUGAGGUGUGGAAAGAGCUGCAGGUUGAGAUGGAUUAAUUACCUGAGGCCUGAUUUGAAAAGGGGGAAUUUCAGUGAAGAAGAAGAUGAGAUGAUUAUCAAACUCCAUAGUUUGUUGGGAAAUAGAUGGUCUCUUAUAGCAGGGAGAUUGCCGGGAAGAACAGACAAUGAGAUAAAAAAUUAUUGGAACACGCACAUCAAACGCAGCGGCGUGGAUCCGCAAACGCACCGCCCUCUCACGAUAACUGAAUUGGAUUUCAGAAGUUCAGGUCCUCCGUCCAAGGACAACUCGUCGGAGGAGGAGAGCUGCGCCGGAGCUGUGGAUUUGGAGCUGUCGAUUGGGCUGCCUUCGCACUCGCAGUCUGAGUGCUGAGUCCUUGUGGCAGCCCUCCAUGUGGCCUUUGGGUUUUUAGAAGGGGCAGAUUGGUAAUUGCCAAUCUUGGUAAUGGAUUAUAUUUAAUGAUUGUUUAUUGUAGUAAUGUAAUUUAGAUAUUAAUUAAGGUUUUAUUAUACAAUUAAAGUUAA
Molecule: messenger RNA, 603 nt
Organism: Salvia hispanica
Lineage: Eukaryota; Viridiplantae; Streptophyta; Magnoliopsida; Lamiales; Lamiaceae
Source: RefSeq, a predicted model, not a curated record